AUGGAGGACGAAACUGUAAAAGGUUUACUUCACAAAAUUUUGAAAUCUGUCGAACUUUUAAAAAAAGAGCAAGACGCGCUCUCAGCAAAGUUUGAUUCAUAUGAAAAACAAACUAAUGACAAAUUAACAAAGCUACAGGCUCAAUUGAAGCCAAGUAGUGAAAAAAUCGAAAAAACUAAAGUCAAAGAAGUCCAGCCAAAGCCCAAUGUAACGUCUAAAGGAUCUAAAUUAUAUCCUGAUAUAAUAAUUUUGACAACAUAUCCUGACCAAUUUGGUAUUAAACCUAUACCUCUUGAAUGGGGCGAACAUGAUCCAGAAGCUCGUGGUCCAGUGUUAGCAUCUCGUCAUCCUUCAAGUAUUAAGAUUCGCAAUGCAAUUGGUGCAUAUGGUGGCUCUUACUGUGUAUAUCGUGCAUUGGCUGUUGCUAUGGGUGCUCUUGAUCUCGAUCAUCGCCCCGAUUUUCAAAAUACAGAACCCACUGUCACAAUAGGUCCUCAUCCCCAAUGGGGAAUACCCGAUAAAAUUGUUUCUCUUGAUCCUUUUGGUCAUCUUACUACUUCUUUGUUUAGUAGUCAAAUUGCUCAAGGACUAGAUAUUCGUCCUACAAUUGCAAUAACAAAAGCUCACAUGAAGGUACCUGAAAUUGAAAACCUUGUAAAGGAAGGAAAGUUAAAAGUUGAUGGAAAUAUUGUGUUAAAUGAAACUGGUGAAUUGAACGUUGUGAAAGCUGCUGUUGAACCCGUUUGGUAUUUGCCUGGUGUAGCUUCAAGAUUUGGUAUUGAUGAAGGUGCUUUACGUCGUGCUCUUUUUGAAGAUACUGGUGGCAUGUAUCCAGAAUUAAUCACUCGUCCUGACCUUAAAGUCUUUUUACCUCCCAUUGGUGGUCUAUCUGUAUAUAUAUUUGGUAAUCCUGCUUUCAUUAGCGAUUCAUCAAAGCGGUUAACGGUACGAGUUCAUGACGAAUGUAAUGGCUCUGAUGUGUUUGGUUCGGACAUUUGUACAUGUAGACCAUAUUUGAUAUAUGGUAUGGAAGAAAGUGUUAAGGAAGCUCAGAACGGCGGUGCUGGUGUUAUCGUUUAUUUCCGUAAAGAAGGUCGUGCGCUUGGUGAAGUAACCAAAUAUCUCGUAUAUAAUGCGCGUAAACGUUCAGCUGGUGGUGAUACUGCAGAUAAUUACUUUUUACGUACUGAGAACGUUGCCGGUGUUAAAGAUAUGCGAUUUCAAGCUUUAAUGCCGGAUGUUCUACAUUGGCUUGGCAUUACGAAGAUUGAUAGAAUGAUGUCAAUGUCCAACAUGAAAUAUGAUGCCAUCGUUGGAUCCGGAAUAUCUAUUCAUGAGCGUGUACCAAUUCCAGAUGAAUUGAUUCCACCGGAUUCUCGUGUCGAAAUUGAUGCCAAAAUCGCAGAAGGCUAUUUUAGUACCAAAAAAGCACCCUCAAAAGAAGAGCUUUCACAGGUUAAAGGUAGAGGGUGGGAUGAUAUUCAACAUUGA
Molecule: messenger RNA, 1491 nt
Organism: Cetraspora pellucida
Lineage: Eukaryota; Fungi; Glomeromycota; Glomeromycetes; Diversisporales; Gigasporaceae
Source: the annotation of a GenBank genome assembly